This is a messenger RNA of Lactuca saligna, 882 nucleotides long. Lineage: Eukaryota; Viridiplantae; Streptophyta; Magnoliopsida; Asterales; Asteraceae. The record is from the annotation of a GenBank genome assembly.
AUGCCCCCUCAAGAGCCUCUUUCCUACCCUCUCAAUUCCCCAUUGUUGCACAUUCUCUCCCCAAAAUCAUAUCUCAAUCUUCCAUUACCUCAAAAGAAAUCUUUACUAAAAAUGAGCCUUACAAAGAGAAAAUCAAUCCUGAUUCUUGUUUUUAUCCUUGUGAUUGCCUCCCUCAUAAGAGUACUCAGAAUAACCAUCACCACAUCAUACUUCCCAAAUGUUGUUUCAUCAUCUAUGGAUCAUGAUCUUAUAACAACAACAAGAAGUAACGUGAGUGACAAGACACUCUCUGAAAAGGAACUUAGGUUUCUCUCAGAUAUAAUCCUUCAAAAAUCUCCCUGUAAUCUUCUUGUUUUUGGGCUUGAAGAUCAAUACCUAAAGCUACCAACUAUCAACAAAGGUGGCGCAACGGUUUUUCUAGAGGACAAACCAGAAAAGCUAAUGAAAAUGAAGGGAAAUGACGAUGGUGUACAGGUAUUCAGAAUCAGGUAUAAAACAUCCGCUAAAGAAGCGUAUAAGUUGUUAAAGCAUGCAAGAAGAGACUCUAGUUGUUCUUACAGAAGACUUACCUCAAAAUGUAAGAUUGCAGUUACUGGAUUCCCGAAAGAAGUGUUGAAGAUUAAGUGGGAUGUUAUUGUUGUGGAUGGACCUGGUGGAGAUGGACCUGAGUCGCCUGGAAGAAUGGGAGCGAUUUAUAUGGCGGGUGUUCUUGCAAGAUCUGGGAAUGGGACGAAUGUUGUUGUUCAUGAUGUUGAUCGGAUGAUUGAGAAGUGGUUUUCAUGGGAGUUUUUGAGUGAAAAGAAUUUGGUUUCUUCUAAAGGGAAGUUUUGGAAUUUUAAGAUAGGUCAAAGAAAGAAACUGGUUACUUUGAAGAGAUCGUGA